AAUACUUUUCCCCUGCUAUAAAUACAAUAGCCUACCACCUCCAUUUUCACAAGCUCAAAUUCCUCACCUUCUUUUCAUCUACUCAAAACCUUCCUCUCACCCUCAACCUCAAGAAACCCCAAAAGGAAAAAAAAAUUAAAAAAAAUGAGAACCUUAACUGCCAUCUCUGCAACAACAGCAACAAAAUCUUCAUUGGAAUCAUUGCCGCCAACACCAGCCAUGGCUGUUCAGCAGCAGCGCUCGCCAUGGCACUCUCCGGUGCCAUACCUCUUCGGAGGCCUGGCAGCGAUGCUGGGUCUUAUUGCGUUCGCUCUGUUGAUCCUGGCCUGCUCUUACUGGAAGCUUUCGAGCCGAUUGGAAGACAGAGAAGGAGGCGAAAGGGACUUGGAGAGUGGCGGUGGUGAUGAGAAAGAUCAAGGCGAUGAGUCUGGCAAGACAGCGAAGGUUUCUGAAGAGAAGAUUUUGGUGAUAAUGGCUGGAAAUGAGAACGCAACUUUUUUGGCGACUCCUGUUUCAUUGUGCUCUAAAGUUACUUCCUUUGGUGCUGAUAAGCACGUUGUUGAUGAACAGGGAGAGAGUAAAGAUGGAGAUAAAGAAGAGAGUUCUUCUGAGAAAAUGAAAGAGGAAUUGGGAGCCCAGCAUCUUGAUGAAGCUGUGAGUAGUAUUCAAAACAGCAAUACAGAAACCCAACAGGGGCAAUUAGGAGAAGAAGAAGAAGCCCACCACCAUCAAAACCAGUGAGGUCACUGAGCCUGCUCUGUUUCGGUUUUCGCAUAUCUUCAGAGAGACAGAGUGUUCUGUUUUUUUUCGUUUCCUCUGGUUCUACUUUUUUUUAAAAUAUUUUUCUGGUGGGUUUUUUGGGUUUAUUUUUAUUUUUAUUCGGGAAAUGUAAAUUUUGAUGAGAUUGGAAAUUAUAAGGAAUUAAAUUUUGUUUA
Molecule: messenger RNA, 935 nt
Organism: Prunus dulcis (almond)
Lineage: Eukaryota; Viridiplantae; Streptophyta; Magnoliopsida; Rosales; Rosaceae
Product: protein GLUTAMINE DUMPER 5-like
Exons: 1
Coding region: 145-741 (198 amino acids)
Biological process (GO): regulation of amino acid export
Source: RefSeq, a predicted model, not a curated record